Molecule: messenger RNA, 1395 nt
Organism: Eimeria necatrix
Lineage: Eukaryota; Apicomplexa; Conoidasida; Eucoccidiorida; Eimeriidae
Exons: 1
Coding region: 1-1395 (464 amino acids)
Source: RefSeq, a predicted model, not a curated record
AUGGGGAUCCCCGACAUAUCAAAAGCACAAAUGAGGCUCAGGUGGACUGUCAUCCAGCUGGUUCUGUUCCUAGUAAUACCCAUUGAUGCCCAAGCGAAAGGCCAUGCUGCCAGCCCAACCGUUAGUUCUGCUGUCCCUAUACCGGCAAUGCGUAUGGCCGAAGAGAAUAGUACAGCAGUUGGGCAGUGUGGAAUUGUGCUUUCUGAAACCUUCGCUACUCAAAAGCUUGAGCAGAAUAGGCACCGGCAGCUUUGCUUUGCGCUGCAAAACUACGGAUUUCUUACGAGAUACGUGCGUCAUAAACAGGAGGAAGCGUCGUUCUGGGGAGGCGACUGCUGCCUACUGCUAGUAUUUUGCGGACAUGAUUGCCACCGUCUAUACGGACAUCCCCAAAAGACUCCGGCAGCUACAAACGUUAUCUCAGAAGUAGCAGCUCUCUUAGCAGGCAAAACUGAAAAUCAGCAGCCUCUUAAUGGAGGAACUGGGUUUUCUUCCCAAACCAAGGUUACUGCACAUAAGGAUUCGGACACUGUAGAGCAUGAAGGCGAACUGCCGCAACAUAAUCUAAUCCUGUCUAAGGUUGACAAUGCAAAAAGGGGUGAAGUCCCGCUUUCACCGUCAAAUGGAAGCACGGAACAAACGGUGGUGCCAAAAGCGGAACGGCGGGAUAAACGUCAAUGGCAAGGCCACUGCAGAAGACACUUCAUGUCUCACACAACGCGUGCAAAUUGUAUAGGUGUCUACUCCAUAGAAUUUGAAGCACAAAAUCAAAGUUUCGGCAGGUUUUUCGCCCGUUUGGCCCUUUUGCUUGGAGCUGCAGAUAUCGAAGCAGUUGUUGAUAUUGAACGAGAGCUCCAACAGUACAUUCGCGCAAAAGAGUUGAGGGCUCUACAGGGCCCCGCCCUCGCAUCAUCGCGACAAUCUGGACGCACCAUGACAGCCUCAGCAAAUUCCAGCCUUGUGCUGCCUCAACAAAGUUCAGAAGCAUCAAAUGAAAAACCAAGAAGCUCUUCAUUCUCUGCGCAUACGCUAAAUAACGACUUGAGAAUCGUGCUGGAGCCGUUGCGCUCAGACGAGAGCCAAGUCGGUGAAACAGAUAAUGUACAUUUCGGCACAUCAGCUCAGACUAUACAGAUAUCUAUCCCUUCGAAUUUCAGGGCUCGUCUUGCUUCGGAUGGUGCACCUGGCACGUCAACGGCUCAUCCGAGGCGACUUCGAGGGGGCAGUUCCAGGGGACCUAUUAGCUCGGCAACUGGUGAUGGCCAUAAGGCUGGCGCUGCAAGUGCUCCCAUCAAUUCGGCUGCCUACUGCAAGGCCGUUGCAGCAUUCAUGUCACAAAAGGCUGAAUUGCAGUGGCUAGAGGAACACAUUUUUUUUCUGCCCCACCGACCAUGA